GACACUGGGCGGUUCAUGAAUGGGGGUUUGAAGUGGGAGGGCCCCGUCAUCUGACUUUUACCAGGCAGGGUGAAACAGAAAUAAGAAGUGGGUGUUGUUGCCAUAGUGUUUGGGGUGUUUUGUUUUCUUUUUGGGUGCGAUGCAUCUUCAUGACUGUUUUUGAAAAGCCACGAGCAGCAGCGGGUUCACUGCGCCGACCGACCCCGAGCAGAGCAGACCCCCAUCAGCUGAGACGGGCAGGCCAGCACACAGCAGCCGUGCAUCGGAAAGGUGGUGGUGGUGGAGGAGUGUGUGUGUGUGAGUGUGGUGUGAGUGAGUGAGUGGUUGAGUGAGUUGUGUGUGAGUGUGUGUGAGAGUGUGGAGCCUCCAACCCAGCUACACGGAGAGAGAGAGAGAGCCGUGUCGGGGAGCCAUGGGUUUCCGCAAGAAGAACAAGAGCCCACCGGUGCUGAGCCACGAGUUUGUGAUCCAGAAUCACGCCGACAUGGUUUCGUGCUUGGCCAUGAUUAUCCUCCUCGGCCUGAUGUUCGAGGUCACAGCAAAGUUUGCCAUCAUGUUCAUCACGGUCCAGUACAACGUGACACAGGUUCUUGAUGAGAAGAGUGAGCCGGUGAACCUCUACCAGUACGGUCCUAAAGAUGUGGCCACUGUGUUUUUCUACCUGCUUAUCGCGGUCAUCCUUCAUGCCUUGAUACAAGAAUAUAUUCUCGACAAAAUGAACAGGAGGUUGCACCUGUCAAAAACCAAACACAGCAAGUUCAAUGAGUCUGGACAGCUCGCUGCGUUCUACCUAUUCUCCUUCAUCUGGGGCUGCAGCAUCCUGACAGCGGAGGACUUUGCAACAAAUCCAACUUUCUUAUGGGAGGGUUACCCACACACUCACAUGGUUUUUCAGGUCAAGUUCUUCUACAUUUGCCAAAUUGCCUAUUGGUUCCAUGCACUUCCUGAGCUGUACUUUCAAAAAGUACGGAAGGAGGACAUCCCCCGCCAGCUCUACUACAUUUGCCUUUAUGUUGUCCACAUCACUGGUGCCUAUGUCUUAAAUCUCCACCGACUGGGCCUGGUGUUGCUGGUCCCUCACUACCUGGUGGAGCUCCUGUUCCACGCUUCACGCCUCUUCUACUUCAGCGACGAGAACAAGCAGAAAGGUUUUACUCUGUGGGCGCUGCUUUUUGUCAUUGCCCGCCUCCUCACCCUCACACUCUCAGUUCUGACGUUUGGCUUUGGACUGCCCCGUACAGAAAACCAGGGCUUCUCCCUAGCAGAAGGCAACUUCAAUGUGCUGACCAUAAGGAUGACUUGUCUGGCAGCCAUCUGCCUGACACAGGCCUGGAUGAUGUGGAAAUUCAUUAACUUUCAGUUGAAAAAGUGGAGGGAGCACAGCCAGAACCAGGCCUCAAAGAAGAAGACGGUCAGCCCAAAGAGUAAGCCCCACAAAAGGGAGCCCACAAGGGGAGGUGCUUCCAAUGGGGUCGUGAAGUCUGAGGAUAAAACAUCACCACGGGCAAGAAAAGCCAAAGCUUCAUAGAGAUGGAAGAAGUGGGGAAACAAACUCAGUGAGGGAGUUCUGACAAUGUGACAUUAUGUCUUUACACAACUUCAAAUUUUGUCUACUGUUCUCCAAAACAAAUGUUUAAGCGCACUAAGAAACCUUACAUAGCUGUCCCUUUGGGGGUUGAAACUCCUUUUUGAAAAAGUUCAGUGUUACUGUCUGCUAGAAGUGUUUAUUAUUAAUUUGGGUUCUCUGCAGAUGGGACGUUGGCAGGACAGUGCUGGUUUUGAUGCUUUAACAGGAUAGAUUUAGCUUUUCAAAGUGUCCUUUUGUGUAAAGCUACGAUCACUCGCCGGGUACUUUAAACUGGGUUGCUCUUCAGUAAUUUGACAUGUCAUCAGUUAACAUCACAGUACCUUAACAAGCAAAUUCUGACUUCAGGGCAACUUAACAUAAAGUGUUAAUGUGCAGAUUAACUGUAUAGUGUGUCAUUUUAAGUUUAGGCCUUAUUCAGUUAAACUCACAAAACAGGCUACUGGCUCAAGUCCCAAAAUAAAGCCUUUCUUGCUCUGCAAGACAGCACUCCUAUAUUCUGCUGUUGUCAGGAAAAGAUCAUCAAUUAAUUGCUCCAGAGAAAUAUUUGUGCUAUUUAGGUAUUUGGCAUGGCUGCAGCCAGGAAACUGAAGCUUGUGCUUAACUUCUUGAUCAUUUACUGCCAUUUAUUUGACAGCCUCUGCCUUUGAAAUCCAACAUGUUACAGGAUUGAGGCACUUUUUGUAUUUCUGUUUGCUUUUAUCACUAGCCUGGUAAUCGGCUUCACCCUGUCACAGGGGCUCAUCCAGGUUUGGUGACUUACCAAGAGGAAGCUGUACUGUAACCUGUAAUGCUGUACUGUAUGCAUACAGUUAAAUCUUUUUAUAAUGGCAUGAUCGGAAACUUGAGCAAGAAACUGUUUGAGGCUGCGAUUCAGUCUUUUAUAUGGUAAUAUCAAUGCAUGAUGGUUUAAGGCUAAAGAGUUUAUGGCUAGUUCCUACCUGUGCUGUUGAGUUUGCAUCUCUCUUCCUGCUCUCUCCUCUCUCUCUCUCUCUCACAACACAC
Morone saxatilis (striped sea-bass) is the source of this 2590-nucleotide messenger RNA. RefSeq lists its product as uncharacterized. Gene Ontology annotation, biological process: protein insertion into ER membrane; SRP-dependent cotranslational protein targeting to membrane, translocation. Bases 413 to 1528 code for a protein of 371 amino acids. NCBI's taxonomy places the organism in Eukaryota, Metazoa, Chordata, Actinopteri, Moronidae. Gene Ontology annotation, cellular component: endoplasmic reticulum membrane. The record is from RefSeq and is a predicted model, not a curated record. The transcript is spliced from 11 exons.